Molecule: messenger RNA, 1392 nt
Organism: Paraglomus occultum
Lineage: Eukaryota; Fungi; Glomeromycota; Glomeromycetes; Paraglomerales; Paraglomeraceae
Source: the annotation of a GenBank genome assembly
AUGAACCAAAAAAAAGAAGUCCGAACUGAAAAAAACCCUUCCCUUUCCCAAGAAAUAAAACGCAUUAUUGAAAACAUUACUAAGGAAUACGGUGAAGGCACUAUUACUACUUUAGGAGAAAGUAAAUUAAAAGACCAAAAAACUUUGUCGACGGGCAGCCUUCUUCUCGACCAAACAAUCGGAACCGGCGGUUAUGUUUGCGGCAAGAUAGUGGAAAUAUACGGUCUAGAAUCGAGUGGUAAAAGCACCUUGGCUUUACAUGCGGUCAGCGAAUGUCAAAAAUUAAAAAAAAAAGCUGUUUAUAUUGAUUUGGAAAAUGGAUUAAAUAUCAAAUACGCCCAAAAUAUUGGAGUAGAUAAAGAGAAUUUAAUGAUUUUGUAUCCUAAUAGUGCGGUGAAAACUUUUGAAAUGAUUAGGGAUUUGAUUAGGGAAGGCACUGAUUUAAUCGUUGUGGAUUCAGUUUCUAAUCUCGCCCCCCAAAUGAUUGAUUUGGAAAAAUAUAAAAUUGGUUCGCAUGCUUUAUUAAUGUCGCAGGGAUUAAGAAUGUUAAAAAACGAAUUGACUAAUAAAGACACCAUUAUCAUUUUUAUUAAUCAAGUGAGGAACAAAAUUUCUACCGGUCAUUAUGGUGGUAAUCCGGAAACAACUACUGGCGGAAUGGCUUUGAGAUUUGACUCUGACAUUCGGAUUAAACUAAAAACAACCGGCAAAAUUGAAAAAAAUAGUAAGGUAGUCGGUAUUGAGGUAGAAGCCUUGAUAAAAAAAAGCAAGCCCCAAAAUCAAGAUAAAUAUCAAUUAUUAAUCGUUGGAAAAAAACAAUUACCUUCUACUGAAAAAGAAAAAUAUUUUCUAUUUUUAGAAGCCAUUAAAACUAGCAAAAAGGAAUUAUUAUCAUCCUUAAAUGAAAAGCAUUAUUCAACCAAAACAAGAGGAGAGCGAACCCUACCAGUUUCCCAUUGCCUCGGAGUUGGAAAAUAUUUAUUGGUGGCCCAUAACAAUCACAGCCAUUUUAUUUAUCAAUUAACUAAUCCUCCGCAAAUUAAAGAAACGCAAAAAGAAUUCAAUCUCCAAAAAGAAGGCGAUUACUUAAUUAGUAUUAAAAAUCCUCAAGCCGCUACUUCCUCAGGAGUGGGGUUGCCCGAAAAGCAAAAAGUCAAAUUCCCUCCUUCUUUACAAAAUAAAUUUGAUAACUAUUCUUUUAUUCCUCUUACUACCAGCGAGUUUUUGGACUAUGAAGGAGUAGAAUUGUUAUUAAUCGCCAAAGGAAAAGAAGACUUAACCACUCACGAAAGCGAACUAGAAUCCUGUCUCAAAAAAAUACACCCUGAUAACUUGUUAGAGGAAUUUGCGAAAAUAGGUCCUCCUGAUGCUCUAUCUCCAAUUAAGGAAUAA